Molecule: messenger RNA, 654 nt
Organism: Clonostachys rhizophaga
Lineage: Eukaryota; Fungi; Ascomycota; Sordariomycetes; Hypocreales; Bionectriaceae
Source: the annotation of a GenBank genome assembly
AUGGCUCCCCGCACUCUUGACACCAUUAAGAAGGAGCACAAGACUGCUCACCGCCGCCACCGCAGUCGUCCCUCGCAGACCGACAUCAUUGACUCCCUCGAUACUGUCGGUGGAGCUUACCACCACAGUGGUCCCUUUGAUGCCGCUUCCGCCAGUAUGAACACCCACAAGAAGUACUCGCCUCUCGAGGCUGUCCGUGACUCCAACAUGGAGGCCCUCAAGGCAACCCCUCCGGAAUACAUCAAGGACUCCCUCGAGAGAAACCUUCCCCUCCAGGGCACGGCUACCAUCCCCAGUGGCUACACCGACCUCUCAGGCAAUGUCAUGCAAUACGAGGAGGGAACCGAUAUGAUGCGUGACCCUACUGCCGGGGGUGGUGCUUACAAGCGAUGGGACGGAAUUACAUACCACCCUGACGACCUCAAGGGCAAGGGUAGCGAGUUCGAAUACGAGCGUGACCUCAAGCUCAAGAAGGCUCAAGGCCGAGAGGAAGGUGUUGAGAUGCUCCCCCAGCGCUCCAGCCACAACUUCCGCAAUGGCGAUGACCGUGCCACUUCUGCUGUUGACGGUAUCUCCACUGGCCGACGGGUCGCCGAUGGCGUUAAGCGUCGCCUUGGUGGCCUGUCACGAAAGAGAGAUGUACUCGUCAACUAA